AACAUCAGAGAAAGGAUAAAAUUUGAGAAUGGGAGGUACAGACUGGAGUGGUUUGUUGCAACGAUGCCGGCAAUCCCGGAGGCUCGUUCUCGUCAUCGUCGCCAUCGCACUGCUGCUGGAUAACAUGUUGCUGACGACCGUAGUUCCAAUAAUACCGGAAUUUCUCUAUGAUAUCAAACAUCCUAAUGCAACAUUAAGCGAGCAUCUAGAAGGAGGCGCACAUCAUCAAACUACGGUCGUCACCACCACGUCAUCAGCUACAACUACACCAGCAACGUCAAAAUGCACUUGUGCUCCAAACACAUCGGUCGCAUCCUCAUUGGAAUUUUUACAUGCUACAACUCCUCCUAUGAAUCUAUCGGAAAUUACCGCAGCCAAUCUCACAUCGCCGGAAUCGAAAGAAAAGGAACAGAGACAUCGGGAAUUACUGGAAGAGACCGUAGCAGUAGGAAUGAUGUUCGCUUCCAAAGCUUUUGUUCAAUUGUUAGCUAACCCCAUAGUUGGGCCACUGACCCAUAAGAUUGGAUACAGCAUACCUAUGUUUACCGGAUUCAUUAUCAUGUUCCUAUCCACGCUGAUUUUUGCUUUCGGACGAAGCUACGGUAUACUUUUCCUAGCGCGAGCUCUUCAGGGUAUCGGUUCAUCGUGCUCUAGCGUCUCCGGUAUGGGUAUGUUGGCGGAGAGAUAUCAGGAUGACAAAGAACGCGGUAACGCGAUGGGCAUCGCGCUGGGCGGACUGGCCCUUGGCGUCCUUAUCGGCCCUCCAUUCGGCGGAGUAAUGUACGAAUUUGUAGGAAAAUCCGCCCCGUUUUUAGUCCUUUCCGCGUUAGCUCUUGGCGAUGGACUAUUGCAGCUUCUGAUGCUCCAACCGUCGGUUGUGUACACGGAAGCGGAGCCGCCGUCGUUAAAGUCUCUUAUCACCGACCCCUAUAUCAUUUUAGCAGCUGGCGCGAUAACGUUCGCAAAUAUGGGUAUCGCUAUGCUGGAACCGAGCUUACCUAUCUGGAUGAUGGACACGAUGGGCGCGAGCCGCUGGAAACAAGGGGCCACGUUUUUACCUGCGAGCAUCAGUUACUUGAUUGGAACGAAUCUUUUCGGACCGCUCGGACAUAAAAUGGGCAGAUGGCUAGCUUCCCUGAUAGGACUCGUCGUUAUUGGUAUCUGCUUGAUGUGCAUUCCGCUAGCGAGAAGUAUCGAUCACUUGAUCGUACCGAACGCGGGACUGGGAUUCGCAAUCGGGAUGGUGGACAGUUCGAUGAUGCCUGAAUUGGGAUAUUUGGUUGACAUAAGGCAUUCCGCUGUUUACGGAAGUGUUUAUGCCAUCGGCGAUGUAGCGUUCUGUCUUGGUUUUGCUAUAGGUCCAGCUUUGAGCGGAACUUUGGUCAACAGCAUAGGUUUCGAAUGGAUGCUCUUUGGCAUAGCUAUAUUAAAUUUCAUUUACGCACCUCUCAUGUAUUUCCUAAGGGCGCCGCCGACGAAGGAAGAGAAAAAGUCGUUAAUAAUUGGCGAAAAAUCAUCGGUGCGUUAUGUUACCUACCAGAAUGAGGAAGAGGACCAGUAAAAAAAAAAACAAUAAUUCUAAGCGUUCUCGAUACAAUCAGUUGUUUCACUUAAAACGCAUGUUCUCUUUCCCUUUAUGUCCCUAACAUAUAAAAAAAAUAGAGAUUGCAUUGUUAUGUUGAUUUUUACGUAUCUUAAUAUCCGUGAUGAUUUUCAUCAACUGGAAGACAAUAAUAUAUUUUUCCCCCUUUAUUUCCGCGUUCUCUAUUUAGUACUAAAAAGUAUUCGUGUUCUCUUGUUUUGAUAAAUGAUAGGAAGCAACAAAAUAUCGACAAUAAGCACAACUGUUGACAUGCACUUGAUAACAUUUGGCAAUAUGUAAAUGUAAAAUUAUUAGUAAACGAGUGAAGUUUGCCUAAUGAGUAGUCGGCAAUUUUGAAAAGAAAAAGACGAACAAUAUUUCAAAAUAAAUUCGAAGAAGUCGCACAACACCACACUUGGUAAAAUCCGUAAAAGUUAUAUAUUCUAUAAACAGAUCGCGCAUCCUAUAAACGCCUGAGAACUCGGGAGAUUUCGCAUUCGCGAAUAUUUACGGAUAGAAGUAACGAGGGCUAAACACGUUGUGAAAUGUCUUUCUGUGUAUUCUGCAUCAUCGAUAUUAUUGUUACACACAUAUCGUAUGUAACAGGCGAGUAACGGUAGAUUUAAAGCCUAAAGUAACGCAAAAGUCGCAGGAAAAAAACAAAAAAAAAAAAAAGCUUGUUAUAUCGUAGCAUGCGAUAGCAAGAGAUAUAUACAUAGAUAUAUAUAUAUUCGUUAGACGUGUUUCAUAAUAUAUACAAUAUAUGAAAAAAAGAGCAGGCACACGAUGCAAAAGUUACCCUUAAAUGUGAUGGCUUAAAUUCAGGAUGCAUAUUAUAUACAAUGUCCAUCGUAAAAAUAAGUACAUGGAAAAAUAAAGGCACGAUUAUUCAGCGCGAAUCAAAAGAUACGUAAUUAACGGUUACGAUUGACCGAGAUAGGAUAACGCGUGUAAACGGGACGGGACGGGACGGGGGAUACGAAAUCGCGUGGUCGGUAUAUCGGUGCUCCCGGUGUAUUUCCUUCGCGGCGGCAAAUUGUACAAAUUGGAAUCCAAUCCUUAACGUCUAGAAGAGCCGCCCGAUUUGGUUUCCCUGAAUGGCUGCAGGGAAACCGACGAUAAGAACGGUCGGGUGUUUUAAAGGGUUCUUCGUAAAUGCGGCCACGAUCAAAACUUGCAUUUUCGUCGCAAGAACGACACGCGACAUUUUACGCGAAGUGCCCUGGCGCAUACGAUUUAUCGAAACUCGCUCGCGAUCUCAUCGCAGUAGGUGAAACGAAUGAGAAUAAAACGUGAGAAAGAGGGAGAGAACGUUCGAGCUUGUUGCAAAUCCCGGCGUUUCUCGAUAAAUUCUUCAAAAUUAAUUUCCGUUUUACGCCGAUUAUAACGCAUGCACGAAAGAAUGUAUAGAGAAUGCUGCGGGAUUUGUUGGGAUAGAGAAUAAUAUCUAAACUUAUAUCAGAAUAGAAUAAAACAGAGUGUGUGUGUGUGUGUGUGUGGGUGAGAGAAAGCGUGAGUGAGUGAGUGAGAGAAAGAGAGAGAAAAAGUAAAAUUUAAGAUAGAGACGAGGUACGAAGCGUUCGCGGGAUUUGCGAAUUAUAUGAUAAACUUUAUGAGGAUUCGCCGCGGGAAACUCUAGCUGCGAUGAUUUAUUUGUCUCGCGGUACGGACAGAUGGCAAUUCUCGUGAUCUGCUGACUGGAUCCCGCGAAAAUAGAACACGUUCGUAGAAGCAAUAUAGAAAGUAGCGUAGCAAUAUGUUAUCCGUACGUGAACAACGUAUUAUCUAAAUAUGUACGAAAUCUAUACGUGUCUCUCUGUGUACGUGGUGUAAUAUCCGUGUAAACUUGAAAAAGAAAAAUUGUCGUGUAUUUAUUACAUAUCGGCGUCUCGUUGCUCUUCGUAUAAAACGUAUAUGAGAGAGAAAAAAGUAUAUACUUGUUGAGAUCCUAAGCUACUAGAAUCAACCAUAUUUGCCGAGGCAGUGAUACAGUUCUCGAUAUAGCCACAAAAAAAAUUAAAAAAUAAAAAAUAAAAAAUUUAAUUAGAACGUAGGACGUUUUGCUUAUUGCCUAGAGUCGUUUUUAUCUCCAAUUGCAAGCGUAUUGUUUAACAAGCUUUAUCACGCCGUAAAAGUAUAAUAUUAUAGAAAUAUAUAAUAGGGAUACAGUUAACUGAAACUUAGAGUCUUCAUUAAACGGCGUGACGGCACGUUUCCUCGUUGCUGUCUCGUGCCAAAUCUUGUUCGUGUAGUUAAACGAAGACGAUAUAAGCGGGGUCUGUGAGAGGCGCACAUCCGAGAUGAACGAUUGCACGCGAUUAAUACGGUAUUAGGCUACAGCUUUCCACUGCGGAUUCCGAAACAUACAAGGUGCGUGAGAUUUCGCGCGCCUACUCCCGGUACGAAACGCGAGUCAAUUCGAUUCGCGAAUUCCUUGCCAACGCUCGCCUCGUCGCCGUACAUAUAUUUAAAAGAUGUCUAUAAAAAUCCACAUGGGAAAGGAGAGAGAGGCAGCAAAGUACAGGAGAUGGAGAAAAACGGGGAAAUGUAGAAAUAAUGUAAAAAAAAAAAGUAUGCGAGACAAAAAUAUGACGAUUUUUCGAGCCGAGCAUAAAUUCACAUUAAAUUUAUAGUUUCCUCCUCGGUUCUCGAUUAAUUGUAUUCUAAUAAUUUUUUAUUUAGAUUAUAAAUAUUUCGUCUCGCCAUGUAUUUUAGCGCAAUUGUUGUUAUUACUGCUCUCGCUUUAAUAAUAGUAGUAAUAAUGGUGAGCAAUAGUAUCCUCUAUUAUCGCGAUUCGAUGUUAUUAUGAUCUCGAGCUACUGUACCAUAUUGCAUAACUAUAUCGCGCAAUAUAUUUGACAGAUCUUCCCCUUAAAUGUAAAUAUAGUGAAACUAAUGAACGUUGUCGCCACUGAGAUACCUUAAAGGAUGUUGUAACGCCGAUUUCUUGUAAUUUCGGUGGAUCCUUAUUUUGAAUUUACUCUUAUAUUCGCAAUGCCUCUGUGUAUAUGUGCGUGUAUGCGUAUGAGUAAGUGAGAGAGAAAGAGAGAGUUACACAUUUGGUUAUCAUUAUUUAAACAAUUAUUUUAUACAAAUUUAUAGAUGUGUGUACAAGAAAAUUAUUUCUCCACGUAUGGCGUAAAAAAAAUUAACACCUAAGCAGCAUUGUUUAAAAUACUGAAGUUAAAGACGAAGUGUGAGUGCACGUCAGAUUUUACGACGAAAAGUCACUGAAGUCUACUCUGCGUUUCUUUAUCAAAUUUGGCCAUACAAAGUAUAAGUCUGUAUAUUAUGAUCAUCAUAUCGUUAAUCUCUUGCGUUGGAAUUUAGUGAAUAAUUAUAUAUUUAAAUUACAUAUGUAUGUUAAUUUGUAGCGUAAUACAUUUGCUGAUACAGAGAUAACAUAUCAACCAUAGACCAUUUUCAGGAAAGCUUUAGGCUUGAUAAUUUAAACAAUUGGACAAUGAUAUUUUAAAUCGCAAAUAUGCUGUUCCUCCAUAUACGGUAUUCUUUAAUCAAGUUUUUAUUCGCAUCUAUUUUACGAUAGAGGCAAAUAAAAAUUUGAUUAAAAUUCAGAUGGUUGCAACGCACGUACAGUCGAAACUUUGUUAAAUAUUUACUUGUCAAACGUUAUUACUUAAUAAAACAAAAGAAAGACAGAUUAAACUGAUGUAAAAGCUUUGCCGAAUCUGUCCAAUAGAUAAAAUUGAAAGCACAAUUUACAAAAUUUUUAAAUUUUCAAAAUUUUUACUUAUCAAAAUAAUCAUUGACUUUCACAUAUUCCCUUUCCACUUCGAUCAAGAAAUAAAUUUCUCAAUUUUACUGGGCAAUAAUUUUAUUCAAAAUGUAAUUUAACGAACGAAUAAUUAUAUGAUGCGUAAUUUGAAGUUAUUACAAACGAUCAAAUGCGAUUAUUAAUUAACAAUUAUUGCAACAGAUCACUAAUUUCAACGGAAGGAAUUAAGUCUUUACAAUAAAUAAUAAUUUCAACAAUACUCACAAGUCCGCUCGCUUCAGAGGAAAACAGCAUCUUUGAGUAGUACGUCGAGGAAAUAGCGCGAGCUGCAUGGGAGUCGUUUCUUAUCGGAGGAAGUACGCGACGAUUAUUAUUACGAUUAUUUGUGUAAGUCUCUCAUGUAACUAGCCAGUCCGUAUCCCGACUCGGCCGUCACCGGGCCGAGGCUUUGUUGUACGAAUUGCAGAUGCAAUCAACGUGACUGUGUUAAUCGAAGCGAAUCGCGUAAGGAAACGCGUGUCGCGCGCACUGGCGCUUCCUCGGUCGCGCGACGACACGUGCUUCCCGGCAAAUGCAUAAUAACGUAUACGAUACCAGUCGCACACAAUUAUUACCUGACAAAUGUAUUGCAACUGAGAUUGGCCGCCAUUUCGCCAUCGAGAAAGACAAGGCUAUCGAGCCCCGUGUGCCAAAAGAUUUCGCAAGGAAUGAGCAGAUUAAAGAAUACUCAGAGCACUUUGGUAUAAUUAUAAUUUUUCAAUCUUUCAAUUCAAGAAUAGGUAACUAUUAGUUAUGUUUGCUCCUAUAAUUUAUAUAUUAUAAUUUAUAUAUUAAUUUUAAUUAAUCAUACUUAUACAUUGUAGCCAAUUUCUUUUUCUUUCGCAACGUUGCUUAGAUUAUACCAGUCUUAUUUUAGAAUAGAAAGAACUGAAGAUGUUCUAUAUGCGAAAUAUAAACGAUAUUAAUAAUUGCAAAUAAUCAAGAUAAACGUGUAAAAUCCUAGUCAAUUUAAGUUGUUUCUAAUUUCGGAAAUGCAAAAUUUCAUUUUUUAAUUCGAUAGGAAAAUAAAUAAAAUCUAUCUCAAUUUCCUUUGAUCUGCCUAUUUUUUUGCAACAAGUGCGUAAAAGUGCACGAAGAUGGCGAAAGGAUAAAAUUUCAUAAAGAUGAUGCGUUCAAAUUUCAAAAACGUGCGUUAAAUUGAGAAUUACAAGUAUCGCCGUACGUUAUUCGUAAUGCCAGAUCGACAACGAUGCUUCCGCAUUGGAUAUAUUAAGAGGAAAGAAGAUUAAAAAAAAAAGAAAACGAAUUAGAGCGAAUUAUUCGUUGGCGGCUGCUAUUGUGAACAGACAAUAAGCAAUGUGACAAAAAAAUAUGUGCAAAACCUUCCCCCGCAUUCGAUACGAAGGCUCGAUCGAUCGUUGCCCCGUUAGGCAAUGACAAUUAGGACGUUGGCGAAUAACGAUCGAUAUGAUACAUUGUUAAAUAACGAAAUCGAAAUGGGUUUAAAUCUCAAUCUCAUUAAGGACGAAUUCCUCACUCUGUUUAGGAAGGUAUUGGACGCCGCUUGUCUAUGUAUUAUCGUUAUACUAUAGUUUCGGCAGCAGUAAAGUUUGUCGUAAAGUCACAGUCUGUAAGGUACCUAUUUAACGUCGUACCGAUAUAUAGUAGAUAUCUAACAAGCUGGUGUAUGGGUCCGAUUUUCAUGCCUGCGUAAUAAUCAAGACAAAAGAAAAAAAAAAAAGAAGAGAUUUAACGAGCCAACCUAGAGCGUAUCCCUUAUUUUUAGAUAUCGUUAUAUCGUGCGGUUAAAUUUGCUGGGAAAGAAGAUAGCAUAUGGUUGUGACCCUUCCUCGAGCAAAGAGGGCUAGGUAGAUUAAACGGAGAGAUAGGAGGACCGCACUUGUUUGUAUAUUUUUACGCGUUUAUGUAACUAACGCCGGCCCCGAGAAUCGCCAGAUUUCGCUGCGAGAUUGUACUUGAAUUAAUGCUUGUACGGGAUACGUCACGCUAUUGCAAGAUUGUGCAAAACAACCUCUAUAUAAAGGCUAGGAAGGUUGCAGAAUAAAUACGGUUACGAGAUACAUUAUAUCAUUGAUGGUUCUCGACACGAAUUAAUGAUAAUUGAAAAUAUCGAUAAAAAUAACGUGUUGUAAACUAUUUCAUGUUUAUUCCGACGUAUAUGUGUCUAACGUGUUUAUGUGUACACGAGAAAAUAUGCUGUAUAUCGAAUAAAAAUAGAUAAAAA
This is a messenger RNA of Solenopsis invicta (red fire ant), 7563 nucleotides long. It is a transcript of the gene Vmat, whose product is annotated as synaptic vesicular amine transporter. Gene Ontology annotation, biological process: aminergic neurotransmitter loading into synaptic vesicle; transmembrane transport. The transcript has 11 exons. Gene Ontology annotation, molecular function: serotonin:sodium:chloride symporter activity. Lineage: Eukaryota; Metazoa; Arthropoda; Insecta; Hymenoptera; Formicidae. Gene Ontology annotation, cellular component: synaptic vesicle membrane; terminal bouton. The record is from RefSeq and is a predicted model, not a curated record. The coding region runs from base 29 to 1561 and encodes 510 amino acids.